Molecule: messenger RNA, 2305 nt
Organism: Aspergillus sclerotioniger CBS 115572
Lineage: Eukaryota; Fungi; Ascomycota; Eurotiomycetes; Eurotiales; Aspergillaceae
Product: gamma-glutamyltransferase family protein
Exons: 4
Coding region: 400-2220 (606 amino acids)
Source: RefSeq, a predicted model, not a curated record
CGUUUCAUUCCCUACAUGGUCCUUGGGACGGAUGCAGUGAGGAAAAGGCCUGAGUGCUCCUGGUGAGUUGAUGCUCAGUUGUUUGCCUAGCCAAUCCGAUCCAUGGAUGCCUCUACGCCCGCCCCGGAGAGUCCCCCGAAGUAUCCUCGGGAAAUGCCCCGACUACCCCGAUAAGAUAGCGUCUCCAACGCGCCGGCGGGGUAAAAGCACGUCUUCCUUUGGCCGCACCGGGUUGAUCAAUGAAUCCAUCCCUUCGUUAUCUUGUUCCCAGCCCGAUUUAGUAGCCCUUAAAAUUCCGCUCUUUUCCCUUCGAUUCACCUCCGCCAGUUAUCCUUUGAACCUGCUGUACUUCACGCGGAGCUCUACCAGACUGCAACCACUACCCGAUAAGACGUCAAGAUGCCUCUAAACUCCAAAGCUGUUUAUUCUCGGCUCAACCCUGAUUUCGCCCCUUUUUCGAGUCGAAGGAGUACUGUCCAUAGCACCAAAGGCAUCGUGUCUUGCACCCAGCCAUUGGCGGCCGCCGCGGGUCAAAGAAUUCUGAGUGAGGGGGGUAAUGCUGCGGAUGCUGCUGUGGCCGUAGCUGCUGCAUUGAAUAUCACGGAACCCUCAUCCACAGGAAUCGGUGGUGACAUGUUCUGUCUAUUCUACGAUGCCAAAACUAAGAAAGUUCAUUCGUUGAACGGCUCUGGCCGCUAUCCUGCCAAUGCUACUCUUGACAAGAUCCGUCAGGAUCUGAAGAUCGGCCCUAACGAGUCUGGGAGCAUACCAAUGACCAGCGUCCUGGCCGUCACAACCCCUGGUGCAGCUGCAGGAUGGGUGGAUACAGUCGAGAAGUUUGGCAGCGGAAAGCUGUCUUUAGAACAGAUCCUACGUCCAGCCAUCGAGCUAGGUGAGGACGGCUUCCCCGUGUCAGAGCUCGCAUCUUUCUUUUGGCAUGAAAGCGAGCACUUGAUUCGUAAAGCAUCUCCAAAUUACCAUGAAAUGCUCAAGCCCGAUCCGAAUGCUCAAGAUGGUGUUAGGAGUCCUCGCCCCGGAGAGAUCUUGAGAAACCCCACGCUGGCCCACACAUUCCGAGCACUUGCCGCAGAAGGGAAGAAGGGAUUCUAUGAAGGACGGGUUGCGGAGGAAUUGGUCAAAGUCGUCCAAGAUCUGGGAGGCUACAUAACUCUGGAAGAUCUCAAGUACCAUGCGGAAACGGGAAGCCAGGAAACAGAGGCCAUCUCACUCAAGUUCACUGGCCAAGAUAUUGUGGAGAAGCAGGCCCCUGGCACAUCCGAUGAAAUUAACCAAGGCGUGGAGAUUUGGGAGCAUCCGCCAAAUGGACAAGGUAUCGUUGCGCUUAUGGCCUUGGGUAUUCUUGAGGAACUAGAGCGUACGGGAAAGAUCCCGAAGUUCACCGAGUCUCAGCACAAUUCCGCCGAGUAUCUACAUGCUGUCAUUGAAAGUCUCCGUAUUGCAUUUGCUGAUGCUUCCUGGUGGGUCACUGAUCCUGACGUGGAAAAUGUCCCUAGCAAGGACCUCAUAUCGCGCGAAUACCUGGCAGAGCGGGCUAAGCUGUUCAGCCCUCAAAAGGCCUCUGAUAUUCUUGACCAUGGUAGCCCUGCCCACAAUCAUUGCGACACUGUCUAUUUUGCAGUGACAGACAAGGAAGGAAAUGGCAUAUCAUUCAUCAACAGCAACUACGGUGGAUUUGGGACAAGCAUUAUACCCAAAGGAUGCGGGUUUACGCUCCAAAAUCGGGGAGCGAACUUCUCGCUGACCCCUGGGCAUCCGAAUGUUCUGGCCCCACACAAACGACCUUAUCAUACUAUAAUCCCGGCAAUGAUCACCAAUGUCUCAGAUGGUUCUCUGCAUUCGGUAUAUGGUGUCAUGGGUGGCUUCAUGCAGCCGCAGGGACAUGUUCAGGUCCUGCUCAACAUGCUUGCAUUCAAUUAUCAUCCCCAGGCUGCACUCGACGCUCCUCGCAUUUGCAUUGCGGCUGGCACUCCCGAGAUAGGGAAGACUAUUGAUCGAACAGUCUAUGUUGAAGAAGGAGUCAGUAAUGAAGCUGUCGAAGGCCUGAAGCAGUUGGGUCAUCAGGUCAAGGUUCUGACUGGAUGGAAAAGGGGCAUGUUCGGCCGAGGACAGAUUAUCCGUUGCCAUUACGAUGAUGGGAAGUUGAUAUACAGUGCUGGAAGUGACUUGAGAGGUGAUGGAAUGGCAAUCCCGGUCUUGUGAAGCAUAUACUAGACUAUCAAGAGAUACGCAUCCUAGGAGGGUAACCGAUAUAUUGAAUUAUCAUAUCUCAAGCCCAGGAAAAGCU